AUGACAAUACUUGCUGCGACAACAGCUUCAUCCUCGGGGAAGCAGCUAAACGGCCACGCCAGCGAGAUUAGGCCAAGGCCACCAUUUAACCACCUCCCUACACCCUCAGAGGGGAAUGGACAUCUAAAGGCGGCUCGAGUCGAGAGCGAUAACACGUCCGCCAUCUCCAGUGGCCGUAGCACACCCGUCCCCGAAGAUGCACCUCCAUCCGCCCACUCAAUUCAACAUGCCCGCCGCGAGAAGCGGCGACGAAUGUUCCCGACGGUCGCCUACGAGUCGCGCGUAUCUCAUUUCGACCCGCAGAGCCAAUAUCACGACUUUAGGGGCUUCUUUGCCCUGUUUUGGAUCGGUAUAUUCAUCAUGGUCUUAAAUACUGCGUUGCGGAAUUAUAGAGACACAGGAAAGGUCUUAAGGACAAGUAUAUUCAGCUUGUUUUAUGCGGCGCCGGCAGAGCUGGCGUUCGCUGAUUUGGCGAUGGCGUGUAGCACGGUUAUCUGUUUGCCAUUGCAGAAGAUGUUUGCCAGGAACCUUGUUAGUUGGGAGAAGGAGGGACAUCUAUUACAGCAUUUGAUACAGAGUAUUUGGUUAGGCAUCUGGGUGUAUUUGCCGUUUUAUCUCCAGUGGCAGUGGACUCAUCAAGUGUUUUUUACACUCCAUGCUCUUACUUUACUCAUGAAGAUUCACUCUUAUUCGUUCUACUGCGGCCAUCUUUCGGAUUGCCACAAACAGCUCAAGUCCCUCGACUCCAACAAUACAACAGUUGAAUCGGAGGCCGAUGCCGAGCUCCGCGAAAAGCUAGCCUUCGAACUUACUUGCCCUGAAGGAAAGGUCACAUACCCGCAAAAUCUAACUCUCCCCAACUUCCUGGACUACCUCCUCUGUCCAACGCUCUGCUACGAGAUGAGCUAUCCCCGAGUAGACCAUAUCCGCUGGGCAAAGGUAGUAGAAAAGGCCGCUGCUGUCUUUGGCUGCGUCUUUGUCCUUACCGUAACCUCUGAAGAAUUCAUCCUCCCUGUCAUGACUGAAGCGGCCCUCCGCCUCGAGAGCGUCCAGUCCUGGGCCGAGAUUGGGCUCGUCUUACUCGAGAGUAUCAGCCUCCUUCUGUUCCCGUACAUGAUCACCUUCCUCCUCGUUUUCCUCGUCAUCUUCGAGUAUGUACUUGGUGCAUUUGCGGAGAUCACAUGCUUCGCUGACCGCCACUUCUAUGCCGACUGGUGGAACUCGACGAACUGGCUUGAAUUCUCAAGGGAAUGGAAUAUUCCGGUGCACAGGUUCCUGCAACGCCAUGUGUAUGGUGCAUCACGGAGACAUACGUCGAGAAGUGUGGCCACGCUAGUUACGUUCCUGAUCAGUGCAGCGGCACAUGAACUGGUGCUAUUCUGUAUUACGAAAAAGUUGAGGGGGUAUGGAUUUGUGUGCCAGAUGCUGCAGUUGCCGAUUAUCGCGGUUCAGAGGACGAAGUUCAUGCAGAGUUGGCAUACGCUGAAUAAUAUAAUGUUUUGGUGUAGUAUGAUUUGGGGACUUGCUAUGAUCAGUGCACUGUAUGUUCUUAUUUAA
This is a messenger RNA of Morchella importuna, 1557 nucleotides long. RefSeq lists its product as uncharacterized. Gene Ontology annotation, cellular component: endoplasmic reticulum membrane. Lineage: Eukaryota; Fungi; Ascomycota; Pezizomycetes; Pezizales; Morchellaceae. The record is from RefSeq and is a predicted model, not a curated record. The transcript has 5 exons. The coding region runs from base 1 to 1557 and encodes 518 amino acids. Gene Ontology annotation, biological process: ergosterol metabolic process. Gene Ontology annotation, molecular function: ergosterol O-acyltransferase activity.